This is a messenger RNA of Triticum aestivum (bread wheat), 2220 nucleotides long. RefSeq names its product LIMR family protein Os06g0128200. The transcript has 13 exons. The record is from RefSeq and is a predicted model, not a curated record. Bases 298 to 1914 code for a protein of 538 amino acids. NCBI's taxonomy places the organism in Eukaryota, Viridiplantae, Streptophyta, Magnoliopsida, Poales, Poaceae.
AGCCCACCUCCACCACGCCACGCCACUCCGCCAACCCCCCUUCCCUUUCCCCACUCCCUUCCGCCGUCGUCAACCCCAUCACCGGCAAAUCCCUCCCCCCCCCGCGAAUCCCGCCGCCCCUCGCAGAUCCGGCGCGCCGGUCGCCGCCCCGCCGCCGACCGGCACCGCAGCAGCGCUCCCCGCCCGCCCAAACCCUAGCCCCCCCUCCCCCUCCCCUCUGCGCGGAGAUCUGACCGCCCGACUGACGGGCCCGAGGCGGCGGACCGGAAGCGGAACCGGGACCCCAACCCGGCCGAGAUGGGGGACUUCAACGUGGCGCUGGUGAUCGUGGCGGCGGUGGUCAGCGUGCUGGUGCUGCUCGUCAGCGUCUACCUGCUCGUCAACUACCAGCACCCCGACGACGCCAACCAGGCCUGGUUCCCCAAGCUCGUCGUCGUGCUCGGCAUCACCGUCGCCGUCCUCUCCAUCCUCAUGCUCCCCGCCGACGUCGCCAACCGCCAGGCCUGCAAGCGCGCCGUCUACAGCGGCGCCUGCGCCCUCACCCUCCCCAUGAAGACGCUCUGGCUCGUCGUCUACAUCAUCGACGCCGUCCUCGUCUUCCUCGUCAUCCCAUUCGCCAUGUUCUACUACGAGGGCGACCAGGACAAGUCCGUCGGGAAGAGGCUCAAGAGCGCCCUCAUCUGGGUCGUCGCCUCCGCCGUCGUCUGCGGCCUCAUCCUCGGCAUCCUAUACGCACUUAUUGGUAAAGUGGACUUCACUGUCAGGCACCUCUCUUCAUCUGUCCAGGCAUUUCCAAAUCCAAACCAGUUCAGUGCAUUCACAAGUGGCCAACCUUGCAUCGCUCCAUUGACCCGUCAGUGUUCAGCUAAUACUGCACCUGCUAACUCCCAAACAACCUGGACAAUGCGCGCUACAUUCCCCGAAUACGUGGUGGCCCUUGCUACCAUUGUUGGAUCUGUGCUCUUCACAAUAUUUGGUGGUGUUGGCAUUGCUUGCCUUCCAUUGAGUCUUAUAUUCUCGUUUGUCCGGCGUCCAAAAGCUGUCAUCACACGCUCACAAUAUAUAAAGGAAGCUACUGAAUUAGGUAAGAAGGCCAAGGAAUUGAAGAAGGCAGCAGAAGCCCUUCACCAAGAAGAGAGAAGUGGGAACAAAGGCAGAAAAUGGCGCAAAAACGUGAAGGCUGUCGAGAAGGAGUUGUUACUUUUGGAAAAUGACAUGAAUGCUCUAGAAGAGAUGUACCCUCAAGGAGAGAAGGUAACUACUCUAGAUUCUUAUAUUCAUUGUUUUUUAUGGUUGUCACUUACUCUUGUCUUGACAUCCAUUAUGGUGCAGGCAGAGGCCACCUGGGCUUUUACAGUGCUUGCUUACAUUGGGAAACUCAUAUUCGGCAUUGUUGGGUUAAUUGUAUCAAUUGCUUGGGUUGCACAUAUUAUCAUAUACUUGUUGGUUGAUCCUCCUCUAUCUUCUUUCCUGAAUGAGAUCUUCAUAAAGCUGGACAGUGUUUGGGGUCUGCUUGGGACUGCUGCUUUUGCAUUCUUCUGCUUCUAUCUCCUCAUCGCAGUGAUUGCUGGAGAAAUGAUGCUUGGCCUGAAAUUAGUUUUCAUCACAAUUCACCCAAUGAAAUGGGGAGGAACGUUGAUGAACUCUUUCCUGUUUAAUGUUGGACUGAUCCUACUUUGUUCCAUCAGUGUGAUUCAGUUCUGCGCGACAGCUUUUGCAUACUACGCACAAGCAACUGCAGCUCAGGAGAUCUUUGGCCACACGCUGCAGUCUCUUCGUGGAAUUAAGUAUCUUUACAAGUACAAUGUUUUCCAGUAUGGUUUUGUUGCCCUUGCCAUACUCACCCUCUUCUACUAUGCACUUUUUGGAUGGCGAAAGAGGAAACCGACAGGAAGGUUCCAGCUCUCAAAUUAAUUUUUGGUUUGCUCUGUAAGCAAAGCCUGACAAAUUCAACAUCACAUUUGUUCCUGAGUGAUAGUUUGGUUAGCGAUGUAUAUGAUCUUCAAACCGCUUUCUGGAAGAGUUGGGGAGUUUUCAUGGGUGUAAAUUAGUGGCAACGAAAAUCUUGGAAGAUGGAAACACCCACGGACACGGAUGUUAAAGUAGAAGAACCUAGUUUCCUUUGUAAUGUACACAUCCCUCGUCUUGGUUCUUUUCUGUAUUAUUGUUUUAUGAUCAUCAAUCGGCUUAUGUCAUUAUUGAAGUUUGAUUGGUCUGCAA